Messenger RNA from Oncorhynchus kisutch (coho salmon), 1441 nucleotides. RefSeq lists its product as uncharacterized. Gene Ontology annotation, molecular function: acrosin binding. Gene Ontology annotation, cellular component: extracellular matrix. Bases 580 to 1167 code for a protein of 195 amino acids. Gene Ontology annotation, biological process: positive regulation of acrosome reaction; binding of sperm to zona pellucida; egg coat formation. The transcript has 7 exons. NCBI's taxonomy places the organism in Eukaryota, Metazoa, Chordata, Actinopteri, Salmoniformes, Salmonidae. The record is from RefSeq and is a predicted model, not a curated record.
CAGGUUUACAGCCUGCAAGGUUGUUCAAAGCUACCCCAGUUUCACCAAUUGUAGUAUAGCAGAGGCACAUUGCACUCCAAUUUACAGGUUCACAUUAGUUGUUGGCAUGGGACUCAUAAUGGCAAACACACUCUGGUUAUUUCCAAAGCAGUUAGUUCUGUUUUUACUAGUGGAGAACUUAAUCACUCCUACUUUUUCACUUACGUACAGCACUGGCACAUGGCAACAACUUCCAAGCCGACUGCCACAGUUUGGGGAUUGUCUGCCUUUUAAACAGCUUCAACUUCCCCAACAAACAGUUUCCAGACCAGUUCGAGUGGAAACGGUCGACGUGAAGUGCCAUUCAGACUACAUGGAGAUAGUUGUGAAUGCUGAUCUGUUUAAACUUGGUAUUCUUAUUGACGUGGAUGACCUGCGACUUGGAGUUGAACAGGACCAAGAGACCUGCAGGGCUACAGCAUCAGCAGCCGGAGAUGAAUACAGAAUAUUUGCAGCGCUAUCAGACUGUGGAACCAAGCGUUUGAUGAACAAAGACACCUCAGAUAUACACCCAGAGCCACACCAGAUGGGGUUAUUCGAAUGGCUGGUGCUGUAAUCCCAAUUGCUUGUCAUUAUGAAAUGAAGUACAGUUCAGACAGUGCCCCUAUCCAGCCGACCUGGAUCCCCUUCAGCGCCACGGUGUCUGCUGAAGACAACCUGCAGUUCUCCUUGACGCUUAUGACAAGUGACUGGCUCUAUGAGCGGGGUUCUGGAGUCUACUUCCUGGGUGAUCCCAUAAACAUUGAGGCGUCUGUCAGGGUAGCUCACCACUCCAGGGUCUUUGUUAGCAGCUGCGUGGCCACACUGGACCCUCGUGGCUACCGCAUCAAACCUCAAGCCACUGGCGACCAUUGGAGGAGUGGGAUGAAGUCCAAGAAAGUAUGGAACCAGGAUGUUACUCUGGGCCCCAUAAUGGUUACAACCAAACAGAGGACACCUUUAUCUCCAAUGACGAGGGAAGGUAUCGCUAUAUAUGGCUUCCAUUCUCCAACUGAGGACAGGAGGCCUGUAUCACCUGGCAGUCGUUGGAAGAAGGGAAUGGACUUCAAAAGGGAGUUGACUCCUACACCUGAGCCCAUUGGAGACCUUGGAGAGGACAAGGAUCUCUAUACAUUUGGAACUCAUUGAAAGGAAUGCUGUGGUGGCCCAUUUUUGUCCCACUCCAAGCGGCACACUCACUCCUGAUGACCCUACAACCAAGUGACCUCGGCACCACAACUGCUCCUGGUGAGGUGAACAAUGCUGAAAAGGAGCACUCAAACAGUGAAGGGACUACCACUGUACCACAACACUAAGGAGACAUGCUCUCAUCAGAACUCUCAAAACAAUGAACAUGAUAUGACUUAACCUUGAAGUAUAAAUUAUUUGGAGAUACCUUGACAAUAAAUUUGUGUUUACUCCA